Molecule: messenger RNA, 3200 nt
Organism: Telopea speciosissima
Lineage: Eukaryota; Viridiplantae; Streptophyta; Magnoliopsida; Proteales; Proteaceae
Product: probable LRR receptor-like serine/threonine-protein kinase At1g07650
Exons: 25
Coding region: 72-3152 (1026 amino acids)
Biological process (GO): protein phosphorylation
Molecular function (GO): protein binding; protein kinase activity; ATP binding
Source: RefSeq, a predicted model, not a curated record
AGGACCGCAUUUCCAACUGCAGAAGAAGAUUUUUGGAUCCAAAACGAAGUAAGAUCCGCUGCAAGAACAAAAUGAAAACUGAUUUGGUAGCUCAGAAGCUAUUUUGUGGAGCUCUUAUCAGUCUUCUUGCUUUGAAUUGCUUCUCAACAUUCGUUUCCUCUGAAUCAGCCAAGCUCGUCAGUUCUGAAGUGGAAGCUCUAGGAAAGAUUGCGAAGCAAUUGGGGAAGAGAGAUUGGGAUUUUAGUGUGGAUCCUUGCAGUGCAAAUGGAAACUGGAGUGAUGCUCAACCAAUGGUGGGAUCCGAAAACUUCGUCAGCUGCAACUGCUCUUUCAACAACAACUCCACCUGCCAUGUCGUAAGCAUGUCACUAAAGGCCCAAAACCUUUCGGGACAGCUCCCGCCAGAAUUUGAAAAGCUUCAGUUCCUCCAGCAACUUGACCUCAGUCGCAACUACCUCAGUGGCUCUGUUCCUUCCCAAUGGGCCAACAUGAGCUUGGUCGGACUCUCUUUCAUGGGGAACCGUUUGUCAGGGCCAUUUCCGAAAGUGCUCACCAACAUCACCACCCUCACAAAUCUGAGUAUAGAAGGGAAUCGUUUCUCUGGAGCCAUUCCUCCGGAGAUUGGGAAAUUGAUCAAUUUGCAGAAACUGGUUCUGUCGUCGAAUAAGUUCACUGGAGAAUUGCCUGCGGAACUUGGCAAGCUGAUCAACUUGACUGACCUGAGGAUAUGUGACAACAAUUUCUCUGGAAAGAUACCAGAUUUCAUAAGCAACUGGACAAGAAUUGAAAAACUUGUAAUGCAAGGGUCCUCUCUUGAGGGGCCCAUCCCUUCCAGCAUUUCUGUGUUGACAAGAUUAAGUGAUUUGAGGAUUAGUGACCUACAUGGGAGAGGAUCGGAUUUCCCACAGUUGAGUAGCAUGCAAUCCCUGAAGACACUGAUAUUGAGGAAAUGUUUGAUUAGUGGAAAUAUUCCUGGAUAUAUAGGCGAGAUGACGACACUAAAAAAUCUAGACCUGAGCUUUAACAACUUGACUGGUGAAAUUCCAACAUCCUUUGAGAAACUAGCCAGAGUAGAUUUUUUGUAUUUAACGGGAAACAUGCUUUCCGGACGUUUACCUGGUUGGAUCCUGGGCAGAAACAAGAAUGUGGAUAUUUCCUACAACAAUUUCACAUAUGAAGAAGGCUCGGAUCCAACUGAAUGUCCUCGAGGGAGCGUUAACUUGAUGGAAAGCUACUCCUCAACAACAAACAGAAUCAGAAAUCCAUGCCUAACAAGAAACUUCCCCUGUAAUGCUCCAAAUAAACAAUAUCGUUAUAACUUGUACAUCAAUUGUGGAGGAAAGGAAUUUACUGAUGGUAAGACCAAGUAUGAAGCAGACUUGGAAGCGCGAGGUGCUUCUAUGUUUUAUCCAAACCCAGGUCAAAACUGGGCAUUUAGUAGCACUGGGAACUUCAUGGAUAAUGAUAUUGAUGCGGAUGUCUAUAUAACAACCAACAAUUCUGCCCUCUCCAAUGUCUCAGUGGUCAACCCUGAAUUGUAUAGAACAGCGCGUGUUUCUCCCCUCUCUCUUACCUACUAUGGACUAUGUCUUAUAAAUGGUAAUUACACAGUGAAACUCCACUUUGCAGAGAUAGUUUACACAAAUGACAGUUCAUUUUACAAUGUUGGGAAGCGUAUAUUUGAUGUUUAUGUUCAGAAAAAAUUGCUCCUGAAGGAUUUCAAUAUUGAAGAGGAGGCUGGUGGACCUAGUAAGCCUAUUGUAAAGAAUUUUACUGCAACUGUGACAAAUCACACUUUGGAAAUCCAUUUUUACUGGGCAGGAAAAGGAACAACAGGCAUCCCAGAUAGAGGAGUCUAUGGUCCUCUAAUAUCAGCCAUAUCAGUUGAUCCUAACUUUAAACCCCCUUUAGACAGUCGCAGGAAGACUACUAUCAUAACUGUGAGUGGGGUCUUAGCUUCAUUGGUGGCCCUCACGCUAUUGCUUUUGGUUGUUCUUUGGAGGAAAGGCUUGCUGGGAGGAAAACUCAGCUUGGACAACGAUCUUAGGAGUCUAGAUCUACAAACAGGAUCGUUCAGCUUAAGACAGAUUAAAGCUGCAACCAAGAACUUUGAUGCCGCAAACAAGAUUGGGGAAGGUGGUUUUGGUUCAGUUUAUAAGGGUCAAUUAUCAGAUGGAACAGUGAUUGCAGUGAAACAGCUUUCCUCAAAAUCUAAGCAAGGAUGCCGUGAAUUCGUGAACGAGAUAGGCAUGAUUUCUGCAUUGCAACAUCCAAAUCUUGUUAAGCUUCAUGGAUGCUGUGUGGAAGGCAACCAGUUACUGCUGGUUUAUGAGUAUAUGGAAAAUAAUUGUCUUUCCCGUGCUCUAUUUGGACGCGAUGCAACAUGCAAAUUGAAAUUGGAUUGGCCAACCAGGCGCAAGAUUUGCAUAGGCAUAGCUAGAGGUCUAGCCUACCUCCAUGAAGAAUCAAGGUUGAAGAUUGUGCACAGAGACAUCAAAACUAGCAAUGUUUUGCUUGACAAGGAUCUCAAUGCCAGGAUAUCUGACUUUGGUUUGGCAAAGCUUAAUGAAGAUGAUAACACUCACAUCAGUACUCGGGUAGCUGGGACUAUAGGUUAUAUGGCUCCUGAAUAUGCAAUGCGUGGUUACUUGACCAACAAAGCAGAUGUUUACAGCUUUGGAGUAGUUGCAUUGGAAAUAGUCAGUGGGAAGAGCAACACAAAUUAUAGGCCAAAGGAGGAAUUUGUAUAUCUUCUUGACUGGGCCUAUGUUCUCCAAGAAAGAGGUAGUCUACUGGAGUUAGUUGAUCCAAACUUAGGAUCACAAUAUUCAUCGGAAGAAGCGAUGGUGAUGCUGAAUGUGGCUCUUCUAUGCACCAAUGCAUCUCCCACACUUAGGCCUAUUAUGUCUCAAGUGGUUAGCAUGCUUGAAGGCCGAACUGAUGUGCAAGAUCUACUUUCUGAUCCAGGAUUUUCAGCUGUUGAUUCAAAAUUCAAGGCCAUUAGGAAUCACUUUUGGCAACAGCCGAGUCAAACCUUUAGUAUGUCAAGCAAUGGGCCUGAAACUGAUUCCUCUAUAUCAAAUUUAGAUAGGGAAGAGAGUGGACCUCUUUUAAGAGCUAGUUCACGUGAUUCUAUUGAACAAAUAUUGUAAAUUCAAGAUUUAUGUAUAUAGUAGUUGGAAGAACUUCCUUAUUGUAUA